UUCAUUUUGCUUGGACUAAAGAGCAACUAAAAAGUAUGUUAUUGCUUGGAGGGCUCUGGCAUGGGAGGGCAGGUGAAGAGAGGAGAUUGCGAAAAUGAACAGGGAGGAAGAGGGAGAGGGAGAUGGAGGGAGAGACGACAAUAAUGCGGUCACUCUAGCACUGACACUGAAAGAUGUUUUUGGGGACUCCGACUCUGAAGAUGAGUCGCAUCCGCUCUCCCGGCCUUCAAUUCGUUGCAAUCCACCCCCAAUGACAAAAAAACAACUCGCACAGAAUGUGUGGGAACCCGUUAAGGAGAUAAACGGGCUGUGGCUGUGCAGAAAUUUCCUUUCUCUCCAACAACAAAACGAUAUUCUUUAUUGUAUUCAACAGGAAAGAUGGUUUGAGGAACCUUCUAAAAACCAGGUUAUGCGGUUUGGGAAUUUGCCAGCAUGGGUGUUGAAACUUUCUGGACUAGUUCAAUGUGCCCUUUGUUCAUAUGGUGUUGUAUGCAAAAUAUGCAACAUUUCGACAAGUUGUGCUCAUGAUGAUGAGAAUUAUUGUCACCUUCCAGUAGAUUUGCUAUGGAGAGAACCACUUUUUGACCAAAUGAUUGUCAAUGCAUAUCAACCGGGUGAGGGAAUAUGUGCUCAUGUUGAUUUAGCAUGUUUCGAAGAUGGCAUUGCAAUUAUAUCAUUGGAGUCAGUAUGUGUGAUGGAGUUUACUCAUGAGAAUGACAAAGCAUUGCCAUCGAAGAAAAUUCCAGUCCUAUUGAAUGCAGGAGAUCUCCUUUUCCUAUGCGGGGAAGCUCGCUACAAUUGGUUGCAUGAGAUCAAUCGCAAGCCAGGGCAUCAAAUUUGGGAUGGUAAAGAAAUCAUUCAAACCAAAAGAAUUUCUAUAACCCUUAGGCGCCUUCGCCUUUCUCAUUUUCAAUAAUGAAGGGGGCUCUUCUUUUACUAUACUAUUCAUUUAGAUUUCAAACCUUAUCCAUUACAGGCACAAAGCAACAUCAUUUGAUAAAGAUAACAUAUUUGAUUAACUUAUGUUUAUUUAGUUUUACGGUGAAUAAAGUAUCCAUUUAAGCAAUUCCUAUGUCUUGUUUGUCAUUUUAUGAUUAGGCAAGCCAUAACGUGAAUGUAAUGGACAAAAAGACCUUUAGCACUUCGAAUUGAGAAGGCAUGCAUUAUUCUUAUCAUGCGUAGAAAUGCCAACAUGGAGGGAUGGUGUGGCUGUUUUUAUCA
Messenger RNA from Cryptomeria japonica (Japanese cedar), 1221 nucleotides. RefSeq lists its product as uncharacterized. The record is from RefSeq and is a predicted model, not a curated record. The transcript has 4 exons. The coding region runs from base 95 to 916 and encodes 273 amino acids. Gene Ontology annotation, cellular component: mitochondrial matrix. Gene Ontology annotation, biological process: fatty acid metabolic process; DNA damage response. Lineage: Eukaryota; Viridiplantae; Streptophyta; Pinopsida; Cupressales; Cupressaceae.